CGGCGGCGAGAGGGGACGGGACGCGUCCUGGCGCUCGGCGGUCCGUUCGUCCGAGCGUGACCGCUGUGGGGAGGUCAGGGCUGGGCGGGAUUUACUCCGUGCCAAUAUCCCCACUCCCGAACUUCUUCUUGUCAAAGCAUCCCAACUCCGCCCGGGACGCGGUUCCAGUCCGCACCAACUUGGCGUAAUUGACAUGGGUAGGUGGGGCCGGGACGCGUCCCCUGCCCCUCUGCGGCAACGACAUGGAGCGCUGGGGCGGCCUCCGCGCCCGCGGCGUGCGGACCGCGGUUCCUGAAAAAUUACCCGCGCUGUGCGGUACGGUAAGACCCGGCGUCCGCGUCUGGAUCUCAAGGCUGAGCGAGCGCUCAUCGGGCUCAAGAUGGAAAUCCUGUAUGAAUGUGGAAGCCAUUAGCAGAGUAAUUGCUGUCUGUUACCAUGACAACCAGCCGCUGCAGUCACCUGCCCGAAGUCCUGCCAGACUGCACCAGCUCAGCUGCACCCGUGGUGAAGACGGUGGAGGAUUGUGGCAGCCUAGUGAAUGGGCAGCCGCAGUAUGUCAUGCAAGUUUCAGCCAAGGACGGGCAGCUGCUGUCAACAGUAGUGCGGACUCUUGCCACCCAGAGCCCCUUCAAUGACCGGCCGAUGUGCAGGAUCUGCCACGAGGGCAGCAGCCAAGAGGACUUGCUCUCUCCAUGUGAAUGUACAGGGACCUUGGGGACAAUUCAUCGGAGCUGCCUGGAGCACUGGCUGUCAUCCUCAAACACCAGCUACUGUGAACUCUGCCACUUCAGGUUUGCAGUCGAGCGCAAACCCAGGCCGUUAGUGGAGGUGCAGCAGAUUUGGGGGAAGAUAAGAAAACACCCCUGUCAGGUCUUCAGGCUUUGCCGUCCUCCUCAUUCUUCAUGGAAUUGGCUGAGAAACCCUGGCCCCCAGCAUGAGAAGCGGACUCUGUUUGGCGACAUGGUGUGCUUCUUGUUUAUAACUCCCCUGGCCACCAUCUCGGGCUGGCUGUGCCUGCGGGGCGCCGUGGACCACCUGCACUUUAGUAGUCGGCUGGAAGCCGUCGGACUGAUUGCACUCACUGUCGCACUCUUCACUAUUUACCUCUUUUGGACACUAGUGUCAUUUAGGUACCACUGUCGAUUGUACAACGAGUGGCGUCGGACCAAUCAGAGGGUGAUUCUCCUCAUUCCAAAGUCUGUCAAUGUACCUUCUAACCAGCCGUCCUUGCUGGGCCUCCAUUCGGUCAAGAGGAACUCAAAGGAGACAGUUGUUUGAUGUUUGUAUGGUUGGUUGGUUGUUUGAUUCAUUGUUUGGGGUUUGGAAGUGUCUGCACUGGGGUCAUGCACUGAGCGACCCCCAAGCCCUUCCUUAAGCCUGUGGGUCUAAGAACAUCCAGAGCAUAUUAGCACAUCACUCCAAGCAACAACCUCCGCCAGAAGAAAGCAAAUGCUGUUUUACUUCAAAUGAUGGAUGCUGCAAUCAUAUGAUAUUUGCUAAGCUGCCAAACAUGUUUAUUUAGCAGAUACUGUAUGGAAUUUUCUGAACACCUCUUUAACGUAUGAGGAAGGUUGUCCUGCUACGGAUGCAAUUCAAUUCUUCCUUUUUUAUUACUAUUUCAAACACACACACAUAUAUAUAUAUAUUAAACUUAGAUGAUAAUCAAAAUCAAAAAGUCAACGUAAAAACUGGUUUCUUGGUUUGGUUGGGUCUUAUUUGAGUUAGUUUGUUUCUCAGUUUCUCGUAUGGAUUCUUUGGGGUACUUUGGUAGCCUGAGUGGUCUUUUUCAUCUCUUUCGCGUCCAUUACUCAAGGAGACAGCAUAACAGAUGCAGAACAAGUCAUAUUUGAAGAAUGUUUUGUACUAAACUUCAUUUAAUUAUUCAGUUUUUAAAGGGAAAAAGGGCGUGAGCUCACACAGUGAGCUGUUUAUUUAAAUAUCAUUAAGGAGAAAAAAAAAUAUGGUGAGAAGCUCGCUCCUUUCAACUUGUUUGGUACUGACAGCUGAUAGAAGCUAUUUUCUAAUAAUAAACAUCCAGUGUGUGAAAGACAAAACCCACUGAUUGCAAUACUCUUUUUUUAAUGAUAAAACCUGUGAAGUUUCCCAAAGCAGGUUUUAAAAGGAAAAAAAGGAAAAGCAAAAAGGUUGCUGUUCUCACUCCCAUCUCAUUUAGUGCAUGUCUUAAUUCGGGAUUCGUAAUGAAUUGGAGGAUCAUUAGACAUUUCUAGGAACCCUAGACCUGUUUUGCAUGUCAAUUAGCAUUCCCAUUGCUCUAUUGAAUUUCUAGCUUGACAGGUAGAUGUGGCAAAAAAAAAAAAAAAAAAAAAAGCCUGUCCUAGCAGCCCUGCACUUAUUCUAAGACCCCUUUGUCUGAUUCUUUAAAAAGGAGCCCCACACAGUGCCUUCCCCCAACCAUGAGCCAAUUCUGUCACAGUCCGAAAUAGACUUUUUCUAAGGGUUUCGUGUCCCUCUUUUAUCCGUCGCAGUGUAAAGGGUCUGAUCCGCAGCCUGCAUUGUGCGCGCACCGAGGCAGGAGCGGAUGUCUUCUGAGGAGAGCGCUGGCUGGGGUUGACUCUCAGGCUCCCGGCUGUCCGCCCGCCCACACGCAGCGAGGAGGGGCGGAGCCCUGCUUCCGGAAUGCUUAAAAUAUGGAAUUCUAGAACAUGACCCACAUUCUGAGUAUCACUCCAGCAUCUGCCUUGUGUUCCAAGUGGGAAAACGAGAAGUGCAAAGGAACAGGCAGCGAGGAGGGUAGCGAUUUUUGUCUGCAAAUUGAUGGAGCUGAUGCAGGUGUCCCCUUUGUAGGCGAGCCCUCCAUUCACUGGCUGCUCCCAGCGCUGCCUGGGGAGGGAAACAGCUGUACUGCUCUCCGCUGCAAAACUCAGAUGUGCUUUAUGGCUUGUGACAAUAGAUUUCCUCCCCACCACGCUUCACUGGGACACUUCAAUUCCAGUAAUAUAUGUCUCAGCCCUUCUGUUUACUGCGCCCUGCUCACCCCCCUGGGCUGUCAUUAGCUGCACCACCAUCAACCGUUUCUUAAUUGACCUUUUUAAAAUGCUGGACAUCACCGGCUGCACGCAGCUGCCACACAUUAAAUUUCCAGAGCAAAGAGUCCAACUUGGUAGCUGGUGAAUUGCAGCCCUGUAAUAUACUUAAUAAAUGACGUCCACCCAGCCUUAGUCCCUGAGCUGUCAGGUGAACCCGUGACACGUCUCAACUGAAUGGCACAACAUUCAUGAGAGGACCAUACCCCUUCUCCCUGUUUCUUGCAUGAAUUAAGGAAGCAGCGGAUUUCCAGGAUGAUUUCCUGUCAAGGUUGGCUGCAGAGAAUUCCUGCCAUCUUGGUUCAUGAGAUGAGAUAUGACAUCAUCAAAGGCAGCCAGGUCCCAGGCCGUUCAAUGGGGAUCCUGCAUUAGGAAGGGUUUGCACAUUAAAACUGUGCCUGUGCCACACCUCUUUCCUUCGUGUUUGCAUCCCUGCCCUGUGAAGUAAAACAGAGUCCAAGAUGCAAGGAGUAGAUUGUGUGUGGGGUGGUGAAAGGACACCCCUGGCAGCCAGGCAGAGCAUCAGUGCCUCCCUUCCCAGGUCACCAGCUUGGGACCUCCUUGUGAGAGGCUCUGAUCUCCAUCAGCAUCAGGGCCCAUAGGGGAUUCUGAACUCUUGGAGGAUAUUUCAUCCCCUCCAAGCCUUGCCCCAUGGAAAGGGCUACACCUCCUGCAGGAAGGGGUGCCUUUUGUUAACAGGUAUUAAUGGGUACAGAGGCACCAUGCAGCCUACCAGCACCCUUGCUAGCCUAGUCCUCUUCCUGUGCUUCUUUUUGAAAGAUCAAGAAUGAAGAGGAAGAGAUGAGGAGUGGGGGUCCUUUACCUAAAGGACCCUCGUGGUUCAUUGCUUCUCUUUAACUGACUUUUUAAAAAAACUCCCUCUUCCACACUCCUUGCUGUGAUUCUGUCCUAAUCAUUUUUCUUGAGAAUGUCAUGUAGAGAUAAAUGUGUGUCACAGUGAAGCCAGAAGGUGAAUUAACAACUAAGACAAAUCCAGCAUGCUCUUGCCUGCCCUGCAUAUGUGCUCAUUUGGGGAAGGACGGAGGACACAGAGCAUCGACACAAAUUCUACAGCUCCUCAGAGAACACAGCAGAGACUCAGAUGAGCUGUAAAAUCCAUUAAGGAAAAAUAAAUGGCAUGAUUUGGAAGUUA
Messenger RNA from Homo sapiens (human), 4197 nucleotides. RefSeq names its product membrane associated ring-CH-type finger 3 (gene MARCHF3). The record is from RefSeq and is a predicted model, not a curated record. Gene Ontology annotation, molecular function: ubiquitin protein ligase activity; zinc ion binding. Gene Ontology annotation, cellular component: cytoplasmic vesicle membrane; early endosome membrane. Bases 436 to 1278 code for a protein of 280 amino acids. Gene Ontology annotation, biological process: protein ubiquitination. The transcript is spliced from 6 exons. NCBI's taxonomy places the organism in Eukaryota, Metazoa, Chordata, Mammalia, Primates, Hominidae.